AUGGAAGAGGAGGGGAAGUUAGCAAAGAGACUAGUGGAUGCAUAUAACAAACGUGUGGAACUAUACAUGCAGAGACGUUCACUAGAAGAUUCUAUAAGCGCAAAGCUUAUUGACCAGCGCGCACUCCGAGAAGCAAUAGAGAUGAAUAAGGGUCUGGACAGAAAGGAGCAGGCAAAGCCACCAGACCAGGGAACAAUGUUUGGAACUGGGAUGCACAGACUAUCUCUCAUCGACAUAGGAAAACUUCCCACAGAUAACAUAGACAUGUUUCACACAGAAACAGCAAUCUAUCCUGUGGGAUAUACAUGUAGAAAGAAGUACAAAAAGCACAACACUUAUAAAAGGAAAGCAAAGGACAGGAUUCUAUAUAUUUGCAGUGUGGAUCCCCAUAAAGGCCUGACUAUCUCUGCUGAUGAUGGAAGGAAAUGGUAUGGGCCUACCAUGUGGAAAGACUUUGUAGAUAGUAUUGAGGGGACUGUUGAGUACAAGAACGUUGAAGAGUUUUUUGGAUUUGGGAAUUCGGCGUUGGCCAAGAAAAUCGAAUCUCUUGGGGAUUUAUCUCCUUUCAAGAAGUAUAUUCCAUUGAGCAGAAGGUUUUAA
Molecule: messenger RNA, 600 nt
Organism: Encephalitozoon romaleae SJ-2008
Lineage: Eukaryota; Fungi; Microsporidia; Unikaryonidae
Exons: 1
Coding region: 1-600 (199 amino acids)
Cellular component (GO): nucleus
Source: RefSeq, a predicted model, not a curated record